This is a messenger RNA of Penicillium oxalicum, 2526 nucleotides long. RefSeq names its product involucrin repeat protein. Lineage: Eukaryota; Fungi; Ascomycota; Eurotiomycetes; Eurotiales; Aspergillaceae. The coding region runs from base 1 to 2526 and encodes 841 amino acids. The record is from RefSeq and is a predicted model, not a curated record. The transcript has 3 exons.
AUGAACGCCAGUCUCCGCUCAAGUCGAUCGUCAUAUGGGGAUCCCCGGUAUCUCUCAACUGCGACGCUCUCGGAUCCCCAUGGUCCACCAUCGCAGUCCGUGGCCGCUGGCUAUCGCGAUGAAGUGCACCUCCAUAAUGAUCAAGCACAGUACGAGCCGAUCCAGGCAAUCCGCUCGCCUGGGCCGACUCAAGUCAACCUGAGCGACCCGGUAAUGAUGUACCUCUUGACGGAAACCGCCAUCGGGGACAGCGCCCAAUACGAGAUCCUCUCUUUCGAGGAGGUGGAACACCUCAAAAAGGAGCGCAGUCUUUUGACGCCGCGGAUCGACAGCACAAAGCGAAAACUUGCCCUGGAAACUAAAAUUCGAGACGCUGCCCAAUCUCUCGGCAGACUCGACAGGCCUCCCAGUCCCCGGAGCAGCAGCGAGUAUGGUGGUCGUACCCCAAGCGACACCGGAGCAGGGCUCGACAAAAGCGACUCGGAAUUGGCCAUGAGUCAGAGACGAUGCGACGAGCUGGCGCAAGAGCUGCAAAGGCUCGAAGCAAGGUCCAGUGAAAUCUCCCAGCGCUUGCUCGAACACACUGCCGGUGUCCUGCAGAUGACACACAAGGGAUUGAAAAAGACCCGUCCAAAUGAGCAAAAGCACGAUGAAGCCGAGGACAGCUAUGAGUUCGACGACCGCAGCCUGUACCGGACCCCGGAGCAUUUGGACAACUUCGGCACGCACGGGAGGAUAGAGAGCAACGCUUUGAAUACAAUCACGGAUAUGGAGUCGCAGAAGCGGCUCGAAGGUCUCAGUGAGCACCUCUGUCGGCUGCUGAUGCAAGCCAACCGAGGCGAAUUCGUCGAGCCGCCACCACACCCCGGCACGCCGUCAUCCACAAUCGAAAUGCAUCUCAUGUAUUUGGAGAAUGGCAUUCGGUCCUUGCAGUCUUAUGGUUCGACAGGAUCUGUGCCCGCCGACGAAACGAGCGCAUCUGCAGACGCAGAAAAUGCAUGGAAAGCUCAGCUCAUGGAGAUCAACGGCCGUGUUCAGAGCAUCGUUGAUCGAUUCGGCUUGACACGAUCUCCGGCCCUGCCCCCGCCACCAGAACUCUCGGACAGCGAGGGCUUGCAGGAACAGCUUUCAUAUCUUCAGGCGGGCGUAGACGCUCUAGCCACCCGGGUCGAUGGUUUGCUGGAGCAAAAGAGUAUCCUUACCACCCAGAUUCAACAACAGCGCGAGCUCAACAACAAGUCGGACGCCGAACGUGAUGCCCAUAUUGCCGAUCUCACAGAGCAGCUGGCCCAGAUGCGACGGAAUUUCGAAGCCUCUGAACAGGAGAGCAAAGCUCAUCAGGAUCAAGUGGCAGUGAUCACGCAACAGCUGGAGGCCCUGCGCAAUGAUGGUUCCUCCACGGACAAGAUCAAAGCGUCCCUGAUACAGGCUGAGGGUGAAAUCGCCCGCUUGCAGGGGGCCUUGGACUCGCUUCACAACGAAGCUGACCUGCGCGCGGAGGAGGUUCGAGAGGCUCAUGACCACACCGAGGAAGUGAGAGAGGCGAAUGAACGCGCCAUGCAGGAGAUUGCCCAGCUUGAGGCUGAAAUUGAUCAAGUUCGCAGUGAAUCAAAUGCGCAAUUGUCCGAUGCCCGGGGCGAGCGUGAUCAAUUGGAUGCUCAGUUGAAGGCGGCAUAUGUUCAGCGUGACGAGAUCGAGGCGCAGCUGAAGCAACUCGCCGAUCAACGCGACCAGGACCAUGCUCAACUCAAGCAAGCUAUCGACCAACGUGCGCAAGCUGAUGCUCAACUGAAGCAGGUGGUCGAAGAACGAAACCAGAUGGAGGUUCAAAUUAGGGAGGCACUCACUCAGCGUGAGCGAGCUGAGCAGAAUGCCAUCCAGCUACAAAAGGAGAUGACCGAGCUCGAAGGUGAAAUGGUCCGCAUCACCACCGAACUGACGAUGGUGAAGGCCGAACUAGAUGGAGCCUACGGCACCCGAGCGCAAAGGGCCGCCGAGGUGGCAGCAAACCCCGAAAUCCAGAAGGAACUGGAUCACCUGCGGACUCGUAAUAUUGAACUGACCGAGGAGCUCGCCAUGCUCAAGGGCCUCCCCAGCGGCGGCAAUUUCCAGCAACGGGCCGAUACACUCGAGAGGGAACUACGGGAGACUCUCGAUGAUUACGAAGCAAUGACCAAGGCAAGCAUCGAGUUUGAGAAGGAGCGGGAGCAAUUCGAAAAUCUCAUCGACGCAAUGCGCGAUCGAUGCGAGCAGCUGGAGCAGCAGCUCAGCGAGGAGCGUAUUAAUUGGAUGAACUUGAACAGCCCCGGUUCCGUGGGUCGCGAUGGAUCCGAGACUACCUCGACAAUGGUCCUGAAGAAUGAAUUCAAGAAGAUGAUGCGGGACACACGUAAUGAGAAUAUGAAGAUCUUAAAGAGAGAACAAGAGGAGCGCCGCAGGCUCGAGGGUCUUCUCCGAGCUCUCAGAAAAGAGCACGCCCAAGUCACCGGCAAAAUUAUUGUCAGCCCUGUGGGCACCCCAUCAUGA